This is a messenger RNA of Durusdinium trenchii, 936 nucleotides long. NCBI's taxonomy places the organism in Eukaryota, Dinophyceae, Suessiales, Symbiodiniaceae. The record is from the annotation of a GenBank genome assembly.
AUGCUGCGCUACUUGCGAGAAAAGCACCCGCCCAAAGGCUACAAGAACGAAGACAUUCCGCAGGAAUGCGAAGUUCCAGAUUGGGUUCAAGAAAGAAAGGUUCCAGAUUGGGCCGUGAACUGUGGCCCCAACCUAUUGGAAGGCCGCGAGGGUGGUAGUCAAGACCGGGAAGGCUUUGUUUGGAGGCCAGGCAUGGAGAAGUGCACCGAGGGCAUCUGGGUGUGGUCAGAGGUCUUUGUGUGCAAAGCUGGCGAUGAGGAUGUGGCCGUGGUGCUGAUGGAUACCCAAGGCGCUUGGGAUGCGCGCAUGAGCAAGGAGCAGAGCGCGACAAUCUUCGGCCUCACUACCUUAUUAGCAUCCCGCCUUAUCUACAACGUCUCAAAGCAGAUUCAGCAGGAUAAGAUUGACAAUUUGCUGUACUUCACAGACUUUGCCAAAGCUGCUCUCCGAGCCAUGCAGAGGGGCACCGGCUCCGUGAGUGAGCCAUUCCAAACAUUGGAAUUCCUGGUCAGGGAUUGGCCGCACUAUCAGGAAAACUUCAACUUCAAGGAUGCCAGAAACAUGAUGAAGAACCAUUUGGACCAGUAUUUCAACCCAAAGAAGUCCCAGGACACAAAAAGCGUUGAGGCACUUGUGGACUUGUUUCAUGACAUCGACGUAUGGUGUCUUCCACAUCCCUCUCUGAAGAUUGAAAGUGAGACCUGGAAUGGGGACCUGGCAGUGAUUGAGAAACAAUUUUGGCGAUACAUUGAUGGCUAUUUGGACAAGAUUUUUGACCCAGCGCAGUUGCAAGCAAAGCAAAACCUUGGCAAUGCCAUCACCGUGUCUACGUUUGGCACAGUGCUGCGCGAGUUCUCCAGCGCCUUCAGUGAUGCUGCGCCACAAGCACAAACCUUUUCAGAGGCAAUGGAGGCGCAGAUCGGAUUUAGGUUUUGA